CCCAACAUGACCAGACUUCUAGUACUCUGUCCGCUUGCACAUCAAUUACAUUAUAUCCUCUAUUGUAAAGACUCAAGUCACCUCAAGGAAUCUACAUAAUAUACCUCAUUUCUCUUCAAUACGUGCCUAAGUUACUUCUGCAUAUCUAAUUCACAAUGGUGACAAUAACGAAUACAUACUCCAGGGACAUUAGAUUCCCAACAUCCCUCGACAAAACCGGAUCCGAUGCCAUGAACGCAGCAGGCGAUUACUCUGCUGCCUACUGCAUCAUCGAAACCGAUUCAAACCACAAGGGUCAUGGCAUGACCUUCACAAUUGGUCGCGGCAACGAGCUUGUCUGUGCAGCCAUUGAGCUCCUCGCCGAGCGAGUCAAAGGUCAAACACUCGAAUCUCUCACUGCCGACUGGGGCAAAACAUGGCGCUACCUCGUCUCCGAUUCGCAGCUUCGCUGGAUCGGCCCAGAAAAGGGCGUCAUCCACCUCGCCCUCGGGGCCGUUGUGAAUGCACUGUGGGACCUGUGGGCCAAAGUCCUAGGAAAGCCCGUCUGGCGCAUCGUGACUGAGAUGUCGCCUGAAGAAUUCGUUCGCUGCAUCGAUUUUCGGUACAUUACCGACGUGAUUACUCCUCAAGAAGCCAUCGACAUGCUGCGGAAAGCGGAGCCAGGAAAAGAGCAGAGAAUUAAAGAAGCAGAACAUAACCGCGCCGUUCCCGCGUAUACGACUAGUGCAGGAUGGCUAGGAUACUCGGAAGACCGAAUGAAGCGCCUCCUCCAAGAGACGCUGGAGAAUGGGUAUCGCCAUUUCAAGCUAAAAGUCGGCACGAGCCUUGAAGCGGACCGAAAACGUCUAAAAAUUGCGCGAGACGUGAUCGGAUAUGACAAAGGAAAUGUCCUCAUGGUGGACGCAAAUCAGGUCUGGUCCGUCCCCGAAGCCAUCGAAUACAUGAAAAGCCUGGCUGAAUUCCAGCCCUGGUUCAUCGAGGAACCAACCUCACCUGACGACGUGCUCGGGCACAAGGCCAUCCGGGAUGCGCUCAAGCCGUACGGCAUCGGCGUAGCCACGGGCGAAAUGUGCCAGAAUCGUGUGCUGUUUAAGCAACUUUUGUCAAUAGGUGCUAUUGACGUUUGCCAAAUCGAUGCCUGCCGUAUCGGCGGCGUCAACGAGGUCCUUGCCGUCUUACUCAUGGCCAAAAAAUUCAAUGUCCCAGUCGUGCCGCAUUCUGGGGGCGUCGCUUUACCAGAAUACACCCAGCACCUCUCCACGAUCAACUACGUCUCCGUAUCGGGCAAGCUCUCAGUGCUAGAAUACGUCGACCAUCUGCAUGAACAUUUCCUGCAUCCCGCGGUGAUUCGUGAGGGGUACUAUACCACGCCUACGGAGCCCGGGUAUAGUGUGGAAAUGAAGGCAGAGAGUAUGGAUCGGUACACGUAUCCUGGCGGUGCAGACAGCUGGUGGAGGAGCCCAGAAGCAAAACCUAUCAUUGAAGGCGAGAAAUUAUAAAUGAGACAUAUGCUAGAAGAUGAUAUACGACUACCGUUUGACGGCAGUCAAUUUGAUUCGUCUAUACUGAAGAUGUUUGGCAAUAUAAAAUGCUCAACGCGGCCAGUGCUCUACCGCGGCGUGAAAAUAGCAAAUGAAAUCUGAGAGUACCGCACAUUUUUGAUUGAUAUAGUCCUAAC
Molecule: messenger RNA, 1678 nt
Organism: Xylona heveae TC161
Lineage: Eukaryota; Fungi; Ascomycota; Xylonomycetes; Xylonales; Xylonaceae
Product: mandelate racemase-like protein
Exons: 5
Coding region: 156-1499 (447 amino acids)
Biological process (GO): carbohydrate catabolic process; amino acid catabolic process
Molecular function (GO): L-fuconate dehydratase activity; magnesium ion binding
Source: RefSeq, a predicted model, not a curated record